AAAAUUGCUUCCCCAACCUCCAAAAUCGCCCCAACAGUCACCAGCGACAACUUAACGAACCCUUCGCCAGCCCAGUCCCACCUCAAAAGAGCGCGCGUUGCAUCUCAGCUCAAUAGAAGGCGGGUGUUUGUUAUUGUUUCGCCUUGUCCGAUCUGAUCCUUGGGAAUCACACCACGCCAACUUGCUCCAGCUUCAACCAUCUGGCCAGCCGUCAAGACGACUUCAACGUCCUGGUGCUUCACCCCGUUGGUUCGCCAAUCAUAAUGUCUACCUUCUAUCAUUUCACUGCCCACCAGCAGCACCCGACGCCGGCCGCAGCCGCCGCUGUCUCACACAGCCACCAUGGAGGGCGGAAUCGCAGGGCGCCGAGGCUAUCCGUUGCCCAGAAUCAGCAGAAACAGUUUCGGGGUAUCAAGAGCAUGAGGGAGCUUACCGACACCGCGAAUCUCUCGGCUUUCCGCAUGCGGUUCGAGGCCGGGCGGUCGUUUGACCUGGAAGACGACAUGGAGUUCUGUCCAAACCUGUUGACUGAGAGCGAUCUCGUCUCGAUUCACAGCUCUGCGUCGGAGCGGUCAUCAUUGGCGAGUAACUCGCCGCAGGGCUCGCCGACCCAGCAGCCUACCCAAGUCGCCUCGGGUUUCAUGCUGCACUCGGCGUCUCCAGCCUUUGUUCCUCCGCCGUAUCAAACUCAGCAACCGGCCUUGAAGCUCCACCAGCCUUCUGCUACCCGUCCCCGCAACGCCAUCCCCAUCGUUAACCCUGCUACCGGCAUCUCGGUGUCGAGCCCGUCGCCCUCGGCGUCGCCCGCCAGGAUGCAGCAGUCGGUCGGUCGACGGUGGUAAAGUGGUCGAUGUCUCGCUUCUGUGACGCCCAGACACCACUUUGGCUUACCUGAUUCCGCCGUCGCCGUUGCACUACGUUUGCAAAAUCACUGCGCGCAUUCGCUCAUUCCGCAGUUGCUCAUCUUGGCGGGCACCGACAUCCAGGCUGGCAGGCAUCGAAUUUUUUUUCCACCCUCUGGCAGGCGCGGGUGACGAACAAAAGUUUUCCGAGGUCGACUGGAUCUUCGACUUGGCAACCUCACGAUACCCCACCUGUACAAACAAACACUCUGAUCGACAUAUUACCAUUCCCUCCUUCACAGCGACAAUACGUUGGGAUUUCGGACGGCGCAAUGAGAGAAUAGUCGAUACCUGUUUCGCAAAACAAUUCUUCCGGAUACGGUGUUCCCGCCUCUCAAGGUGCGGACUGCGGCUUCUUCUUUCCUUUUCGACUACGACGAAAUGGGCGUUUCUCGGCGGUUUUUGCAUUCUCGUCAAGCCAACUUAUUUUUGCAUCGGCGUCUCGCGGCGGAGUUCUUCGGUUUGCUUGUUUCUCUGAUACCAUGCAUUUGGUGUUUUGGGCGUGCUCUUUUCUCAUCAUCACGGAAGCGGCGACUUUUUCAUCGUUACGAUCAAAAGUCUAACGGUUCACGGGUCCACGAUUUCAAAGAAAAAAAGAAUAUCGACAUAUAGAACGACUUCUCGGCGGAUAGGUGGGAGGUGUCUGUUUCGCACGGCCUGGGUGUUCUCGAUCUUUUGAGGGACUACAUGGGCGAUUAUCUCUCUGGUGUAGGGCGGGCGGCAAAGACAAUUGUGCGGGCUUUGUUGUUGUUGGACAUCUCGGAAAGAAAGCUGGUAUUUCCGGGUCGGUUUUGGGGCUGGGGCAGGAUGAGGAGUUGGGUUGAUAUUUUCCCUUUUUCUUCUCAUGUCCAGUCCUCCAUUUGGCUUCGCUUGUAUCAUGGGUUGAUGGUGGGCAAGCCGCGAACGGGGCGCCCAUCCUUAUAUCCUUUUUUAUUUUUUUUUCUUUUCUUUUUCUUGUCUGGAUUAUUUUGGAGCUGCAUAUCGGAUACGGUUACCGGCGGGAAGGGGAAACGUUCGCAUUUCUUGCUUGCUUGGGUCCCUGGGUUGUCUGGAGGCUUCACUUAUUGCACACCUAUUCGGAGCUGGGAUCGCUGGGGUUGGUUCAGCAUUCAGGACUCGGGAGCGGGCGCGCGUGCGAAGCGUUGUGUUGAUGUCCACCGUCGGGUCGGGUCGGUCGGGUCGGUUCGGUUCGUUUGGGCCAGGUGGUAGGUGUUUUGUUGGAGCGACUGGAUUCUCUGUUCGAAAGCUGUUGUGGGAUAGUUGGAUGGUGUCAGCGAGUUAAGGUGUGUCGAACUGCUUUUCCUGGCUUAUCCCCCCCGGCUCCGGCUUUGGCGGCAGCGCGGCGUUUUUGUAUGCCACGAUAUUGAAGCGCGCAAGCAAGUAAGCGAUGCUCUGGUUACGGGAAUUGAAAUAUGGCGACAUGUUGCGCCUCUUCGCUCUGA
Messenger RNA from Thermothelomyces thermophilus ATCC 42464, 2344 nucleotides. RefSeq lists its product as uncharacterized. The transcript is spliced from 2 exons. Bases 264 to 842 code for a protein of 192 amino acids. The record is from RefSeq and is a predicted model, not a curated record. Lineage: Eukaryota; Fungi; Ascomycota; Sordariomycetes; Sordariales; Chaetomiaceae.